Molecule: messenger RNA, 2310 nt
Organism: Adineta steineri
Lineage: Eukaryota; Metazoa; Rotifera; Eurotatoria; Adinetida; Adinetidae
Source: the annotation of a GenBank genome assembly
AUGACGGACAAUCUAACACCGUAUGACGAUAUUGAUCAAAAGGUGCGACCAAGAAGUGAUUCUAUAUAUUCCAAUCCAGGUUUUCUCAAUGAGGAGAGAAAUAAUCCAGAAUUAACAUUACUAAAUGAUACAUUAUCAUCGUCAGCUACUAUUGAGGAGUCACCUUUUGUAGAAGUAGCUAUAAAUGUAUCCAACACAGAUGAUCCAACGAUGCCAUGUGUAACAGUUCGAUCAGUAUUUCUUGGAAUUUUAUUAACAUGUCUUAUGUCAUUUACUAUUCAAUUUUUUGCUUAUCGUACAUCGCCAAUAGAUGUCAAUAUAGGUAUUGUUAUAUUAGUUUCAUAUUUAAUCGGUGAAUUACUGACAAGGAUAUUACCUAAAAGUAUAUUUAAUAUAACAAUAAAUUCAGGACCAUUUACUGUUAAAGAACAUGCUUUGAUUACAAUAAUGGCUACAUCAAGUGUACGAACAUAUGAAGCUAUGGAAGCAUUAACUGUUCAACGUAUUUAUUAUAAUUAUUAUCUUAGUCAUUUUAAUUCAAUAUUAUUUUUAUUAAUAAUGCAAUUUUUAUCUAUUUCUAUAUCAGGUAUUCUAAAUAGAUACCUUAUAUGGCCAGCAUAUAUGAUAUGGCCAAAAACUUUAAUGAGUUGUUCAUUAAUUCGUGCAUUAACUCAUACAGAUGAAUCUAAUAUUGGAAAAUCUCGAUGGACAUCAAUGUCACGUGCAAAUUUUUUUUGGUUAAUUUUUCUAUUUGAAUUUAUUUAUCAUUGGUUACCCGGAUAUAUAUUUCCGAUUUUAUCAUUUUUUUCAUUGAUUUGUAUGAUUGGACCUAAUAAUCUUAUUUUUUCACAAAUAACUGGUGCAAAUGGACUUGCUUUAGGUGCAUUCGAAUUCGAUUGGAAUGCUUGGGUAGCUUAUUUAGAUUCACCUAUUCUUACACCAUUUUGGGCACAGAUGCAUAUUCUUAUUGGAUUUAUACUUGUUGCCUGGAUUGGAGCACCUUUAGUUUAUUAUUUAAAUAUUUGGGACACAGAAGUAGCACCUAUUAUUUCUAAUCGAGCGUUCGAUAAAGAUGGUUAUUAUUUUGAUGCGAAUCAAAUAUUAGACGAUCGUUUACAAUUAAAUAAAACUGCUCAUCACAUACAUGGUGAUGCAUAUUUGACUGCUGGAAAUAUUGUUGCAAUUUGUUUUACGUUUGCAGGCAUAGCAGCUUUGAUUGUACACACGGGUUUAAUGAAUAUUGUUAAGAUGCUUCUAUGUAAUUGUAUAGGUAAAACAAUACAGGAACAAUUUCGUUCAACUGUAUCUGACAAGCCAAAUGAUAUUCACGCCAAACUAAUGUUACAAUACCCAACAGUUCCCGACUGGUGGUAUUAUAUCAUACUUUUACUCACAGUUUUAGUUGCAGCAAUUUUCUGCUCUCACAAUGGAUUAAUGCCAAUACCCGUGAUGCUUUUAACGAUUGUUUUUCUCAUUGUUCUUGUUCUACCAAAUGGUAUCAUAACAGCAACAACAAAUAUGAUGCUAACUGGAUGUGCUCUGAAUGAUUUUAUCACUGGUAUAAUUAUACCUGGUAAUCCACUUGGUUUUUUAACAUUUCGUGUAUUUUCAUGUGCAUGUCAAAAUCAAAUUAUUGUACAUUUAACAAGCUUUAAAAUCGGUCAUUAUAUGAAAAUCUCUCCUCGUGUUGUAUUUUGUUCAUUAAUUUUAUCUUCAGUUAUAUCUUGUAUAAUUCAUUAUAUAACUGCAAUAUACCUUCUUAAUCAUGUUCCAAAAAUAUGUUCAAAAAGCAAUCUUGCAUGGAAAUGUCUCAAUGUAGAAAAUACGCAUACAGCAUCAGUAGUGUUUGGUGUAGUUGGAGCUUUUAGACCAGGUUCAAAAUAUUUUCCGAUAUUGUGGGCUGUUCCAGUUGGUUUCGUAUUACCUAUAAUAACUUGGUGUUUAUGGAAAAAAUAUCCUGAGAUUAAAUGGAUAUCAUAUAUUAAUUUUCCAAUUCUUCUUUUGGCAACAGCUAAUCUUCCACCAGCUCCAACUGUUACAUUUCCAUCGUGGGUUAUAGUUGGAUUUAUUUUUAAUUAUAUUAUAUAUCAUCAUGCAAAUGAUUGGUGGGAAAAAUAUGCAUAUAUAUUUUCGGCUGCAAUGAGUUGCGGUGUAGCUCUAUGUAGUCUUGUAAUAUUUUUUGUGUUUGAUUUGCGUCAGACUAAUACUCCUUCUUCAUUAUGGAGAUCAGGAGGAUCAACUGGAGAUGGAUGUCCAUUAGCUAGUGCAAAUUAUUCAGGUAUUCUUCCAACUUGGAGACAGUAUUUAUAA